Molecule: messenger RNA, 661 nt
Organism: Amoebophrya sp. A120
Lineage: Eukaryota; Dinophyceae; Syndiniales; Amoebophryaceae
Source: the annotation of a GenBank genome assembly
CCUGCAUGUCCUGGCCUGUAGUGACUUUACCGUCUUGUCUAGCCAGCUCUUUCGCGAGCCAUUGUUCAUUUUUCCACAUCUCGGCGAUGCAUCUGCAUGAUCUUUGCAUGGAAAGAAAGUCUCCAGCUCUUCUCCUGGGCGGCGCCAACAGCUGUAGCAAAGAGUGACGUCGCUACUAAGAGAACUACAACAAGAUCCAUGAAAAAACGAAAAAAGAAACCCAUCCAAACUGAAGAAUUGAUGCGAUGUCUAGCAGAGGAGCCUCGUCUUCAGCUCAUUACACCGAGCGCGCCGGGCCGGAGACGAGGAAAUUUGCACGCAAAAAACCUUCUGCGCUGUGUGCGGAUGAAAAAGCUUCUUACCCAGCAUCGUCCACACCCCUGCGUGAUUACAACACUGCGGACGCAAUAAAAACAGCAGCACUUCUUGCUACCGAUAGCGAUAGUACCUCGCAACACGAACUUGCGGCGCUCCUGAGAAUUUGUGCCAAGAGAUCUGCAGUCCACCACAAGAGUACAACUACUCGCACGAGGACCGCCACAGGCUCGCCGCCAAUACAGCCGAAGCGGAGGAGAAAGAGUGCAAUAAGAAUCAGAACUAAAACUACAGCUACAGGCCCACCACGCCAUCUUGCACAAAAUUCCGACCAAUCUGACCCAGU